This is a messenger RNA of Lolium perenne, 2103 nucleotides long. RefSeq lists its product as uncharacterized. The record is from RefSeq and is a predicted model, not a curated record. Lineage: Eukaryota; Viridiplantae; Streptophyta; Magnoliopsida; Poales; Poaceae.
UCCAGCCCAGGAAGGAAGCCCCCGAACCCGAACCCGCAACUCCCCCUCUGUAUUCUGUCUCGGCUCUCUCGACAGGCGGCUGGGGUUUCACGCCGCAUCGUCGCCUCCCACUUCCCGCCGACGCCGAUUACGUCCUCCGCCGCCUACCGUCGCUGCCGGCCACGUCUACCGAGCUCCUACGCCAGCAGAUCGACGCCGCCCAUCUCGACCCCGGCCUCCGGCUCGCCGCUGAUAACGCUGGGAAAAAUCGUUCGAUCGAGAUGCCGCACGAGAAGCGCGUCAAUCAUGAUCCACUGGGCGACGAUGUGGAUGAAACGAACACGGCGUGGACGGGGGAGAAGAGGCGCCGCAGUUACCUACCCCAAUCACCAUCAUCUUCCGAUGCUCCUACUGCCACCGCCCAGGAUCCGAUCUCUCAUACGCUUUCUGGGGCCGGCGAGGCUGCCAAGGAUCACCAGGGCCCCGUUUCAGACAUGGCCAUAGCCCGGGAGCAAGAUCACGCGCUGCUUCCUCCGAGAGCGGACUCGGUAGAGGAGGAAGAAGAAACCCAGGAGCUUUUCGGGCCACAAGUAAUGCUCAGCGAGGAAGACCAGGCCAACGAUGCUAAAAAAUUGCCUCUCGGUGGUGUUCCUCUCGGCAGAAUGACGCCGCAGAUGAGUUGGACGGAAAGGCUCAAGGUAUGGGCGAGCCAUGCACGCUAUCGUAUCGCUUAUUACAAGAUCGUGAAGCCAGAGUCUGGAUGCGAGCUCAAGGAUCCGCAUGAGUACACAGUGGAUGAACUUCGCAAGGAGAGGUACUUUAAAUAUUUAGAGGAUGAUGCAGCUUUUGAGUGGUUCUUCAAUACCGAUGAUAUCUGGAACCCUCAUUUGGAUGACUACCAAAAGAUGUGCCUUAAAGAUCUCAUGCCUGGUAGGAUUGAAUCAGAAUACCUCAAUGCCGAUGAGUACCAUGAUCGUUAUCAUACAUAUGAAAUGGAUGCUGUUUAUGUCAAGUACUAUGGAGAAAUAUCAAAGAAAAUCAAGUGGAUUGAAAAAUUUGUACAUCUGGAUGAAAGGUCUGUGGAGUGGAGCGUUAUGGGUACUACAGGAUGGAGGCAAGCAUUGAGAAUUGCAACAAAUUUUCCCCAUAUGACUCGUCGUUUAGCUUCUUUUGCAUAUCGUGAGUACAUUUCUGAGCUGCGGAAGGAUGCGACGCUCAAGGACCUAGAUCUUGUGUAUUUUGAGAUCUGGAGACUUGUUGUUAAGGAUAAUAAAAGUUACAUGGAUGCCGUGAAGUUGGUACAUGAAAUGGAGAAGUUCCAUAUGCACAAACGUACAAUGGAGGCUCAACUGACCGGGGCUCCUGUCUUUGUGACACUGAAACACAUGAUUUAUGGCGUUAUUCUGGAGAGUGACAUUGUUGCGAAUACUGAAGAUAAUAAAGCUCGGGAUUUGUUCCGGAAGGGAUUUGCUCGGCUCAAAACAAAAAACAUGGUAAAGUAUGCUGAGAAAAAGAUGAAGAUCGCGGAGCUGUUGAAUUUGCACAAGAGGAUUGAGGUUGCCUGUACUGGAUAUGGGGUAAUCAACUACUAGCUAGAGUUGUAGAGUACAAGCAAAGUACUACUCCCUCCGGUCUGAAAUAAUCGACGCGUCAAAGUACCUACCCCCUGUGUACAGGCGCGUCAAUUUAAUGCGACCAGAGGGAGUACCUCCAUACCCGUUUACAGGCUAAUUACGCAUUUCAAAAAAGAAGUUUGAUUACAAAUUUGGUCAACAAAAUAGAAGAUAUGUGGCACAAAAAUUAUAUCAUUGAAUUCAUAUUCAAAAGAAGUUUCCAGUAGUAUAGUUUUUAUGAUAUAUAUCUUAUAUUUUGUUGACCAAAUUAGUAGUCAAAGUUUUUUUCGAAUACAUAAUUACCCUGUAAAUCGGUAUGGAGGGAGUAGAAGUAGUAGCAUUAGUAAACUAGAUUUUUAGAAGAAUCUAUUUCCGUGUUAAAUGUAGUUAGCUUGUAAGAUUUCUCUGUUCGGCUGUGAAAAUUAGUAACUUUAUAGUUUUCAAGUCCUUUCCGCAUUUUGUUACUUUUUGGAACACUGAAUUGAAUUAUAUUUUCUUUCCAUAACAUUCG